Molecule: messenger RNA, 1638 nt
Organism: Orbilia oligospora ATCC 24927
Lineage: Eukaryota; Fungi; Ascomycota; Orbiliomycetes; Orbiliales; Orbiliaceae
Exons: 3
Coding region: 1-1638 (545 amino acids)
Biological process (GO): polysaccharide biosynthetic process
Cellular component (GO): membrane
Molecular function (GO): acyltransferase activity, transferring groups other than amino-acyl groups
Source: RefSeq, a predicted model, not a curated record
AUGACAAGCUUUCUGGCUUCGGAGUCUGAGGAACCAAAGAUAUCGAUUUCGGAUGUUGAAAGUGGAGAGCGAAGCCUAUCUGAGGAGAAUUUACUCAAUGACAAAGACUUCAGCGAAGAUUCGCCCGGCUUUUUCGACUACCUCACCAGCUCAACAUCCUCAACAAAACGAAAAUUCGGCAUUCUCCCCCGUCUGAGACAUUUCAUCGCAAAGCUCACUCUUUUCCUCCUCCCCAGUUUUAUAUCUUCCUAUUUCACAACUACCACCGGAAGCCGUAGUGGUGGCAGUGAAAAACUCGCUCCGACAGCAUGGCUAGACGGCCUACGAGGUCUCGCCUGUGCCUGUGUUGUCGUCCAUCACUAUUUCUACGAAUACUUCAACCAACUGGAACACCCAUAUGAUGGUAUCAAUCACGUUAACUGGGCUCAGUUACCCUUCUUGAAACUUAUACACCAUGGUCCACCUAUGGUGAAGGUAUUUUUUAUAAUAUCUGGUUUCGUAUUGACGGUUAAAGCUGUUAAGAUCACGAGGGCAACGGGUACUAUCGAUGGACAUGGACUUAUGAAUAACCUCUCCUCGUCGGUUUGGAAGCGGUAUUUACGACUAUACAUUCCUUGUGCCGCUGGAUUUGUGCUUUGUGCGGUUAUGAUAUCUGCGGGGAUGAUGGAGGCGAUUCCUUCUGGGCCGAAACCGAAGUGGAUUGCUGGACCUUUGGAGCGACGACCGCCGACGAAGGACAAUAUCUUCCAACAGUUGAUGUAUGCUGCCAAGGACUUUUACAUAUUCGCAUUCGACCUUACUCUGUUUAAUAUCCGCGAUAGGAAAUACUCUACAGAUGGACACUUAUGGACCAUCCCCAUCGAAUUCAGGAGUUCGAUCCAGCUUUUCAUCUUCGUCGCAGGAACCUGCACUUUAAAACGAUGGCUACGAGUCUACAUCAUCAUCCCACUAGCCACCAUCGUCCUUCUCUACUACGGAGGCUGGGGCCUAGCACUCUUCGUCUUCGGAUACUUCCUCGCAGAACUAAACAGCGACAUACCCACCAACAAGCCCCAGGAAAGACAAUCCAGAACCUCAAUAUUCAAAACUACUUUUCACACAAUUAUGGCUAUCACCGGUCUCUUCUUCCUCAGCUAUCCACGUAAACUACCAAGUUCGGAAUAUACAACGGGGUUCCAAUUCCUCGUCCCUCUAACACCGGCCAAAUACCCACGAGCCGGUGGCAAACGAGCCGAUUCAACCCAUGAGUUCUGGCAAACCAUCGGUUCCAUGUUACUAGUCUGGGCAUUACUUUACCUACCCCGCGUACAAAAGGUGGUACUGUGCAACAAAAUCUCUCAAUAUUUUGGAAAAAUCUCGUUUGCGAUAUAUAUCAUGCACGCUCAGACACAACAUAGCAUAGGAUAUUGGGUGGUAGUGAAUGGGUUGAAGUUGGUUGGGUUGUGGCGUUAUAAUGUGCAAAAGAAAGUAUGGGAUAUGGUUUCAGGGCAUAAUGAACUUUAUGCGGCGGUUGUAGUGGGAGGGUUUAUAUUUAUCACAUUUCCGACGACGGUUUGUUGGGCGGAUAUAUUCUGGAGAGGGGUGGAUUUGCAGAGUGUGAGGUUCUUGAGAUGGCUGGAGCCAAAGAUCAAGAGAUAG